ACGGACGCUGGACGUACUCCACGGCUCCACUCGCACACACUGACGCUGGACGCACGGUCACCUUCUCCGGCCACACUGACGUUGGACGUACGGUCACUUUCUCAGGCCAAUUACUCUCAUUCUCUUAGAGUCUCAGUCUUAGGCUUUCACCACUGUCUCAAUCUCUCAUUCAGAACAAGCAGCCAUUCACCUUUAUUCAGUCGUUUGGCUAUUAAUCUGCUUCAAGUUUACACAGUUAAUAGUCAGCCAUGGCUGAUUUUUUAACUUCUACUCACCGGUCCAAGUGGAUCUUUGUUCCCCAAGAUUUGAAGGAGAAAUACAAGGCUGCUAAUCAUAGAGCAAAACAGAUGCUGGAAAAGUAUGGAGCGACAAGGGUGGAUGUUGAUCUUGAUGGCUCCUUGGCAUAUCCGGAGCUUCAAAGUGAUGCGAAGGACAAUGCCGAGAAACAUUCUCGUUCAAAACCACUUAAGAUAGACGAGGAACAACUUUUGCGUGCAUUUUAUGAGUUCAAAAUUCAAGACGUAUGUGAUGCCUUCAAAUUCCCUCGAAAAAUACAGGCAACAGCGCUCAUAUAUUUUAAAAGGUUCUAUCUGCAAUGGUCGGUGAUGGAGCACCAUCCAAAAGACAUCAUGUUGACUUGCAUAUAUACGGCCUGUAAAGCAGAAGAAAAUCAUGUAUCAGCUGAAGAGCUUGGUAAGGGGAUUGAUCAGGAUCAUCAUGUGAUUCUCAACAAUGAGAUGAUUGUUCUUCAGUCGCUUGGAUUUGAUCUUAUCGUUUAUUCGCCUUACCGCUCAAUUGAUGGUUUUAUCAAUGAUAUGGAAGAUUUUAUCUAUUCCAACAAUGGUCAACUUCAACAUCUGAAGGAUUUACAUGAGACAGCAAAGAUGGUAGCAGAUAAGACAAUGCGUACGGAGGCACCUCUUUUGUUUUCUCCUGGCCAGCUGGCAUUGGCUGCUCUGCGUAGAUCAAACGAGGAGCAUCAAGUGGUUGACUUCGAAAGAUACCUGGACAGCAUUCUUUCUCGUCAGCAUCCAGCACAUCCCGUUUCUGAGCUCACAGUUUUUCUGAAUGCUAUUGACCAGCUGGUAAAUAAACUUGUGACACCUACUGCUGCGGAUAUGAAACACAUUGACAGGAAGCUGAAAUAUUGUCGGGAUCCAGGCUCUCAUGAAAAGAGUAAGAAACGAAAGCAUAGGUCAAAAGACUAAUAACACCUUCAGCGUGGUGUAAGUUUCGGCUGUUUGGCUUGUUAUCUGGAUGCAAUUUUGGGUGCAGAGAAUGGUUAUCGACUUUCUUUCCAUUAUAUUUUCAAGUGACCGGCUGCCUUUGGUAGAAGACUCGAGCAAGCGGGGUACGCCCAUUCUAACUUGUAUCGAUACUCAUAUAACGACAUUUCCCCUAAGUU
Cynara cardunculus var. scolymus (artichoke) is the source of this 1405-nucleotide messenger RNA. RefSeq names its product cyclin-H1-1. Gene Ontology annotation, biological process: regulation of cyclin-dependent protein serine/threonine kinase activity; regulation of transcription by RNA polymerase II. Gene Ontology annotation, cellular component: transcription factor TFIIK complex; nucleus. Bases 249 to 1208 code for a protein of 319 amino acids. The record is from RefSeq and is a predicted model, not a curated record. The transcript is spliced from 15 exons. NCBI's taxonomy places the organism in Eukaryota, Viridiplantae, Streptophyta, Magnoliopsida, Asterales, Asteraceae. Gene Ontology annotation, molecular function: cyclin-dependent protein serine/threonine kinase regulator activity.